This is a messenger RNA of Poecilia latipinna (sailfin molly), 5767 nucleotides long. Its product is annotated as KIAA1549-like b. Bases 715 to 4869 code for a protein of 1384 amino acids. NCBI's taxonomy places the organism in Eukaryota, Metazoa, Chordata, Actinopteri, Cyprinodontiformes, Poeciliidae. The record is from RefSeq and is a predicted model, not a curated record. The transcript has 22 exons.
CCAUCUUGUGGAGUUAAAACGGUACAACAACCACGGCUGUAAAUGCCUUCUCUCAUUAUGCGAACAUCAAGUCUGAUGAGGUUGACAGUAGCUAAACUUUGAAAUUACAUUCUUAGCAGAAGUGUGGCUUUUGUAUGUGUGGUUUACUUCCAAAGCUGAACGAGUCCAGUAAUGCAGAAAGAAUUACCUAUGCAUUGGCAGUUUGAGCCACACACACACACACAGCCAGCAGAGGGCGCCGUGCAGACAGGUCAGCUUUGACUUUCUAUACAGAUGCUAUUUUGUUUCAGCCUGGCCAGAGGAGUAGAAGACCUAAAUGAGCCACCCACUCGCCGAGCUCCGUGGAAAUGUGCUCGCUUUGGUGGUGACUGAACGUCCUCUGCACGCAACUCGGUGACCGUCAUCCCUCAGGAGCGGGUCUGAGCGAGCCACUUCACCUCCAGCGGCUAAAUGUCAAACCUCUGGGCAAAGUGAGAGCGCCACUCUGCGCCACACGGCGAUGAUGGGUGGACCGAGCGCAGCGGAGCGAUAAGGGCGCAUUUCUUGAUUUCCCUUCAGCGUCGCGUAUCCCCACUUCCCCUCGUCCUUCUAUCCAGCCCUGGACACACGACGUGACCCAGUGACGGCCGUGUUUCCCCCCCACCCCCGUUCACACACGUGGAUUGAUCCAAUGCAUUAUUUACGAGCGAAACUUCAGCAACUUGUCCACUGGAUAUGGCUCCCGGUGUGAGGAGUGAUGGGCGGGCGGGUCAUCCCGAAGUACCGGGAGCCUGCGGGGCAGACGCCUAUGAUGGAUGCUCACCGCGCAGGAGGGAAGCCGGAGGAGACAGGGGGAGGAGGUGUUUGAGGAGCGGUUUGCGAGCCGGAGCAGCGGGGAUGCUCGCACACUGCCUGCUGUCUUUGGCUCUGCUGUCACUCCUUGUCCGGCGCGCUGUGGCCGCAGAGGAAAAAUCCACCUAUGAUGCCUCUGGCUCCCCACCGAGGAGCUCCGCAUUCACAAGUCCUCAUGUCCAACCAGUGGCUGAGGUGUCAGCGACGGGGGAGGUGCCUUUCCAAGUGGUCCACUCGGACAGCAACGCGGACGGAGAGGGUGAAGGUUUAUCGGGACAGCCGGCUUUUUCCUCCAUCCUAACUGUGAUGGCAGGAACCGUCAGACAUCCAGUGAGCCUUGAUCAAAGUAGAACCUUGCCAACUAUCAGCAAGGAUGAUACACUCACCACCCAAUGGCCUUCACAUAAUUCCAGCCAAGAUUCAGACACGUCCUCCUCAUCAUCGCCAGUCGGAGACGGCUUCAGAGCGCGCCCAGAGCCAGAGAUGGAUGAUCUUACAGCUGGAACAUCUAAAUCAGUUGUGUCCACUUUCCCCAAAGAAAAUGAGGUUAGUCUAAGCUCUUCUCAGUCAGACAGGGUGAUCCUCUCUGCUGGGCCCAUCGAGAACACAUCUCAGGUAUCACUGGUGACCCCGCAACACGAUACCCCGACAGCCCCCGUGAAGCUCACCGCAACAACCGCGUCGCCGCCUAGGAAAACGCCCACCGCCACCACCAUCACUACCACCACGCCUUCUGCGAAAGCAACGACGCCGUCGACCACCACGACCACUCUGCAGCCCAAACCCGUCACCAGAAGAACCACCACAACCAUCAGGACUUAUACCAGCAGAAGAACGUUCACGUCACCCAACCAAAGAGCGAACCCCCCGAGGGGGGUCACCGCCGUCUUCGUCUCGCCUUUCACCACGACCACAGAGGCUCCACAGCCACAGUGCAACAUAACUGAGAGGUUAUGGGUGAAAACAGUUGUUUCAAUCUACGUAAGACGGAACAGGCUGGAUAGCAUUCAGAGGCAGAACUUGCGAAGGGGACUGAGUCAAGGCCUCAGAAAAGCUUUGAAUGACACAUCAGCCCAAGCACAGGUGGAGACGGUGUUUGGCUCUCCCAACAUGACGGUGGCUUAUCACGUGACAGGAGGGGAGACAGUUUACCCUCCCUCUGUAGUAGCAGAGGGUUUGAUGUCCUACGGCCGUGACAAGCUGAUUGCAGACCUGCGACAGUACCUCCCCAUGGUGACAGCCCUGCCUCUUCCUGUUGCUUUGUGGAGAUCCAGCCCCGCCACUGGCUUCCAGCUUAAAACAGUGUUGCAGUUUGUGGGGGCAGGUGAUGACCCCCGAUCCUGUCGCUUCUUGCAAAUGAUGGAACAGAGACUUGAGAAGGUCUUUUCUGAGGCGCAGGCCAAAGUUCUCAACGCUAAAAGCCGACUGGCAGUUCAGAUUCUGAGUGUUUCUCAGACACCAGGCUCUCCUGCUGUGUCUUUAGUCUACACUGUAAAGAACGGGACUGUAUUUCUCAACGGAACAGUUGCCUCCAACCUUCUUGGUCAGUUUUCUGCUGAGCUGGUGGGCUACUUCCUCUUCUAUCCUCCUCUUAUUAUUGCUGAGCCACUUGAAUACCACAAUCUGAACACGUCUGUUGAAACCAGAGACUUCUGGGUAGUCACAGUGAUCCAGGAUGUCGAUAAUGCCAGCCUGGAGGGACAGUACCAAAGCUUUGCCAGUCUAAUGGAGCAGCGGUUGGCGGACCUGUUUGUGUUGGCGGGGCAACAGGGCACUCGUUUUAGACGAGCCACGACUGUGGGCAGCUUCACCGUCCAGAUGGUGAGCAUCCGCAGAGUGUCCGGGCUAAAGAAUCCAGCAGAGAUGACCUACUACGUCCAGCAUAAUGGCAUCCCUCUGUCUGGCACGUCAGCUGCCAAGGUCCUGAACACAGUGGACUCUCAGACCAUGGCGCUCACCCUGGGCUACUUUGUCCAGGUGCAAGCAGAACCUGUGGUCAAGAACCCUCCAAAUAACCUCUGGAUUAUUGCUGCAGUUUUGGCCCCGAUCUCAGUGGUAACACUCAUCAUUAUCAUCAUCACAGCUGUGCUGUGCAAAAAGAACAAGAACGACUUUAAAGCUGACGCCAUUGGUAACCUCAAUCCCAGAGCCAAGAUGGCGUAUCGGAGGGAUGUGAGCUAUUAUCACCAGCCAGUCCAGGGAUUUGACUAUGCCAAGCAGCACCUGGGCCAGCAGGGAGGAGAUGAGGAGACGCUGCCUGUCAGUCAGGACACUUUAGUGAUGUCCCUACAAAUCCGGGACACAUCACUGUCGCUAGAAAAGGCACUGCAACAAGACGGGACAGCCAACAAAAAAAGUCACACUGCUGACAAACACAAAAGCAAGUUGCCAAGUGAAGACGGUUCCGUCAUCAGCGACGAAUCAGAGAAGCUGAAUUCUAAGAGGGGCCUGACGGUGCCGAAAGUCACAGCGCAGCAGAAAUCGACAAAGGAGGAGGCCCGCAGGAGGGACGAUCCAUACGACACAUCUUCUGGCUCCCUGCAGCUCAUUUCCAUAAAGCCUGUAACUGCACAGACAAAUUGCUCCCACCCUGCAUCCUCCGACCGCAGCCAGGACUCGGCCAUCAUCAACGGAGAGGUCAACUUGGCGUUGAAGCAGAAAUCAGACAUUGAGCACUACAGAAACAAGCUGAGGCUAAAAGCUAAGAAGAAAGGCUAUUACGAUUUCCCGUCCACCAACGGCAGCAGCAGCGGCGGAGGUCGAGCCCUGGUGCAUAAACAACGGAGCGACUAUGAGAGGGAAGUCGGUGAGCAUGGCAGACCUCUGGAGCCGGACGACGAACGAGGGUCCACAUUCGUCAAGUCUCACAGAAGGCAUUCCCAGGUCGGACAGAUGGCCUAUCGCAGCAGACAAAGCCUAAGCAGUCCAAGUCCCGGAGGAACUGAGAUGGACCUCCUUGUAAUGAGAGAGAGGCCCAGAAGAGGCAUCCGCAACAGCGGCUACGAUACUGAGCCGGAGCUAAUCGAGGAGACAAACGUUGAUCACCUCCUGGGGCCACGUAGGUACAUGUACGGCCGUGGCCUUAAAGGCCACUCAGAGACGUCCACUCUGAGCUCACAGCCGUCCAUCGACGAGGUGCGACAGCAGAUGCACCUGCUGCUGGAGGAGGCGUUCAGCCUGGCUUCUGGGGGCCAGUCCACAUCUGGAAGGCACGGCCACCACCAGCAGCCCCCUCCGGACCAAUACAGCCCUGCGCGUCCUCUCCCGUACGCAGACGUGGUCAGCAGCGUUCCGGGCACCAUGAGCUCGGGGCGGGGCGGACUCCACUGGGUGCCAUCUUACGGAGCAGAUAUUUAUCAGUGCAGCCUGCCUAAACCUGCCUUUCGCUUCACCCAGCUUCCUGAGAUGGCCGUGGGUUCUCCGCCUCCGCUACCGCCUCGCACUGGACCCCCUCACAGAACCUCCUUAAGACGUUCCACCUCGGACUUGGGCCCCAAAGGAAGGAGCUCGGAAAUAUCUGUCGCUGAAAUGCGGAGUCAACGUGAGAAAAACCCAUACGGGCCGUUCACACGCGCAGCACUUCCAUCUAUCGCUGCGGAACAGCCUGUCCCAAACUACUCAGGAAACCCUAUUACUGCUGUCUACGCCAUCCCCGCUGCAAAGCCAGGGUACUCAGAGUAUUUUGUCCCCACGUCCCCUACGUCCUACCACAGUCCCUCUUGGAUGUCCUAUCCACCAGAACCUGAGGAUGUCCAUCCGCAGUGGACAGACUCUGGACCCUUACCUGGGUAUGCUGAAGCUUUUCCUAAUCCUCGAUACCCACAGGGGAGUCCCACCAGGCUACCCCUGCAGUACAGCCAGACACUGGAGCAGCCGCCCACUGCCCCUCGCACAGUAUCUGAGCAAAGCCUCCCCCAGGUGCUGAAGGACAUGGACAGCAUGCCUCUGAGCAGCCUCUCCACCUCUGCACUUGUGCAGGCUAUAAGACAGGAGGUGGCCAAGCUAGCGAAGAAACAGAAUGACAUUUUUGAGUUUUAACAUACAGACGUGUUUGGGUCUUCGCACAGAAGGUGAUGCUUCUUCAGCUCCGUUUUUAACAUUUGUACUCUCCGACAGACUGAUCUUUAAUCGCUGAUUAUCCACCUCUUUUUGCACACAACCGGUGUACGUCAGCUCGUCAGUUAAGGAAACUUCAAAAGAUUUGUUUAAGUUUAGAAAAUGACGAUUCCGUUUUCUGUCAAUGAUGUCCCAGGUAAUUAUGCACAUAUCUAUGUAGAUAUAUCAGUAGGAUAAAACUAAAGGUCAAACACAUUUUUUUUUUUUCUGGACCAGAUUAGGAUCUUAGUGGGACUUAUAAGAGAAAAUCCAUUAAUGUAAUCAUCUGUACUGAGAGGACCAAAUUCUUCCUGUCAGAUGGGUAAGUAUAACUCACAGUGUAUAUGAGCAUGUACAGUUUAAGGACAUUGUGCAUCUUAACCAAGCCUGUUAUUAAGCAUCAGCUUAAACGAGAUGGGCAAGAUCGGGAUCAACUCUUUCAGACAUUAAUCUCAGAAUGAAAAACACAUUCAUUUUUAACUUUACUCUCUGUAGUUUCUUUACAUGUCUGAGGGAAAAUAGCAUAUCAGCAACACAAACCGCAACCUUCCUUGAUAAUCCGAUGGUUCUGUUUUCAAGGUUUGGUAACUGGGAAUGAACAAAUGGACAAAAUACAAUUUAAAUCUUCUUCUUCUGCUUUAAAUCUUAUUUUAAAAUCAGUCCAACUGGAUUUAUUUGGGUUUACACGUGAUGAUGUAAGGUCCAGAUGAGAUAUUUGAUUACCAAACUGGGUUUAUUGGUGAAUUAAGGUAUUUUCAAAGGAUGCAGGCUUGGGGAAUACUCUGAAUACAGAUUGCAAUAUAUGUAACUCUUUAUUAGAGUUUAAAUGUUUGAAUACUUC